Messenger RNA from Vollenhovia emeryi, 1526 nucleotides. Its product is annotated as AH receptor-interacting protein. The transcript is spliced from 7 exons. Bases 122 to 1135 code for a protein of 337 amino acids. The record is from RefSeq and is a predicted model, not a curated record. Gene Ontology annotation, molecular function: protein binding; peptidyl-prolyl cis-trans isomerase activity. Lineage: Eukaryota; Metazoa; Arthropoda; Insecta; Hymenoptera; Formicidae.
GGUACUCUAAUAUAAUAUAGUUCACUAAUGUAGGAACAGAGAACAAGUGCGUGUGUUCCACGGAACCUGCACUAAUUACAUCGCACUAGUGCAGCUUUUAUAGAAACCUAGCGCAGCGCUGAUGUCCGACAACACUGCCGUAAACAGUCGUAAGGGAGAAGAAGAAGAAGCUGUCGCGAUGAAUGACGAGUGUAUAGUCAAAACUGUUCUUCAUGCUGGAUCAGAAAUUAUUAAUUUUGUACCAGGGACAAAGGUUAUAUUUCACUUCAGAACCGCCAAAUGUGACUUGGACAAAACGGUGAUAGACGACAGUAGGACGAUGGGGAGCCCAAUGGAGCUCAUACUAGGAAAGAAAUUCAAAUUGGAAGUGUGGGAAGUAAUUUUGCAGAAAAUGGCGUUGAACGAGGUCGCCUGUUUCAAAGUGCACAAAAGUCUAGUGACCACAUAUCCUUUUGUCUCCAAGACAUUAAGAGAGGCCGGCAAGCCGCAGUCGCAGAAGCGCAAUCACCACUGCUGCGGCGUCACCCUCCAGAAUGAGGGCAUUGGCUACGCCGAUCUGGACGAACUCAUCAAGUGUCCUCAAGAUCUGGAAUUUACAAUAGAGCUUAUCAAAGCGGUAUUGCCGAAUGAGUACGAAAAAGAGUCGUGGCAAAUGACAGAGGAUGAGAAACUUGAAAGCAUCCCGCAUCUGAAGGAGAAGGGAAAUGCUUUGUUCAAAGAAAAACAAUAUGAUAGCGCGUCUGAAAUAUACGCGAAGGCGAUUGGGAUGCUGGAACAGCUCAUGCUAGCCGAAAAACCCAACGACGAAGAAUGGGUAUCCUUAAAUCAAAUGAAGAUACCAUUGCUUUUGAACUAUGCGCAAUGUAAGCUGCUAAAUAAAGAAUACUAUUUGGUUAUUGAGCAUUGUACAACAGUUCUAAAAACAGAGCCAGAUAAUGUCAAGGCACUUUAUCGACGAGGUAAGGCGUACAUUGGAGCGUGGGACCAGAAAAAUGCCGCCAGAGAUUUAAGGAGGGCUGCUGAAAUCGAUCCUUCCCUGCACAACAGUGUCGAGAGGGAAUUGCAGGCAUUUGCAGCAGCCAUCAAAGAGAAGGACAGUGUGCAAAAAGAGAAAUUAUCGAAAAUGUUUAAAUGAGCUUGUUUCAAUUUUAUUAAUGUGACUUUAAUUCACGAGUAUCGAGUGAAUUCAAUUUAUAUCAGUUUUCUUUAUAAAAAGAAGCCAAUAAAAAGAUUUGUCUAACUUUAUAAACUUGGCUUCUAUUAUCCAAUGUCUGUAUGUGUAUCUGUACAUUCAAUAUAAUGUCUGAAAAAUCAAAUCUAUCGUAUGUAUGAAAGAGAAAAAUCUGUCGCGUAAACGUACAUUUCUAUAUAAUUUUGUACGUGCAAACAGUUUAAAAGAUAAGAAUUAUGUGCAUUAAUAUGAAUCAUUGUACAAAGAAUUCUAUUAUUAAUGAAUUGUAUGAAUAAACUAAUAUAUUUAUUAUUGUUACAAAUAAGGGACGAGAAAAUAAACAUAAUAUAUAUUA